Molecule: messenger RNA, 2111 nt
Organism: Epinephelus fuscoguttatus (brown-marbled grouper)
Lineage: Eukaryota; Metazoa; Chordata; Actinopteri; Perciformes; Serranidae
Gene: irak4
Product: interleukin-1 receptor-associated kinase 4
Exons: 11
Coding region: 443-1837 (464 amino acids)
Biological process (GO): protein phosphorylation; signal transduction
Molecular function (GO): magnesium ion binding; protein binding; ATP binding
Source: RefSeq, a predicted model, not a curated record
AUGGCACUGUCACACUACAGCCAUUUGGAGCAGCAGGGGUAUGGUGUCUGUCUCUCUUUCUGCGUCUCUUCUGUGAGUUUCCAGCAAAAAACAAAAGCUAAAGACAUUGACAGAGUGGACAAAUGGGCUCUCACCGACAUGAGGAGGGCACACACGGUACAAACGGUACCGUUUAUACUGUCACCGAUUCUAUUUCCGCGUUAAAGGUGGAGACUUGAAGUGGGGCAGGCCUGCUGUGUUACGUUUGGGGAAGUUGCUCAAUAUCGGGAAGACACAUUUUACUCCACUGUGAGCUAAAUACCACUUUGCUAACGUCCUGCUUUCAUGGGUGCACCCAACGGCGGAGAUAAACACCGGUAACGGCGCUGUAGGUCGAUACGCCAUGACAGUAUGACGGCCAGAUAAAACACAAACUCAGCUUGUGUCAGUUUUUCGUCGUAUCAUGAAUAAUUCAGUAACUUCCGCUACUUACAUCCGCCGCCUCAGUUAUAGCUCACUUCGCAAGUUGUCCGACUUUCUGGACCCUCAAGACAGGUGGAGGGAUGUUAUUGUGUCCAUACGGAAGCCGAAUGGGGAGCUGAGGUACUCCCAGCAUCAUGUCAGGAGGUUUGAAGGCGUUGUUGCACAGGGUAAAAGUCCCACAGUGGAGCUGCUGGCUGACUGGGGGACCUCCAACAGCACAGUGGGAGAACUGGUGGACAUUUUGAAGAGUCACAAGUUACUGGCUGCUGCUAGUGUCCUGCUGCCUGUUGAAGAAGCCGUCACACCAGUGCAACAGCUGGCCUCACCACCAGCAGCAAAACCAAACAGCUCCCUUCCAACUAGACUGGUGGGAGAGACAGAGACGCAGCCACCAGCCGACAGCCCUCAUCUGCAGCCACAGAUUCUGCUGGAGAGCAGUGAACCAGGUUUCUCCAGUUUCCUGUACAAUGAGCUGAUGAAGAUUACAGGCAACUUUGAUGACCGUCCCAUAUCAGACGGCGGCUGCAGAAUCGGCGAGGGAGGCUUCGGCACAGUGUACCGAGGCCUCCUUAAUGACAAACCUGUUGCUGUGAAAAAGCUCAAUGCAAUGGAAGACGUCUCCCUGGACGAGCUGCGAGUUCAGUUCAACCAAGAGAUCCAGACUCUGAAAGUGUUAAAGCACGAGAACCUGGUUGACAUGGUUGGAUUUUCCUCCGAUGGACAGCACCCGUGUUUGGUGUAUGACCUCAUGGCCAAUGGUUCUUUGCUGGACCGGCUAGCUUGCUUGGAGGGAAGCCCUCCCCUGUCCUGGCGACGGAGAUGCUUGAUAGCUGAAGGGACAGCAAGAGGCUUGGAGUAUCUACACAGCAACCAUCAUGUCCACAGAGAUGUUAAAAGUGCAAACAUCCUAUUGGAUGCAGAAUUUGUGGCAAAGAUCUCAGACUUUGGGCUGACGAGAGCAUCGGCCAAGCGCACGUCAACAACCAUGAUGACGGAGAGAGUUGUGGGUACCCGUGCGUACAUGGCACCUGAGGCGCUCAGAGGAGAGAUCACACCAAAGUCGGACGUCUUUAGCUUUGGAGUGGUGUUGUUGGAAAUAUUGUCUGGACUCCGGCCAGCCGAUGAAAACCGCGAGCCUCAGUUCUUGAUGGAGAUGAGGUACGAUAUAGAUGAUGAAGAUGAAGAGCUGACUCUUGAGGACUUCCUGGACAAAAAGAUGAGCGACUGGGAGCUGAGCCAGGUGGAGAGCAUCUACUCUUUGGCCUCUAACUGCCUCCACGACAGGAAAAACAGACGGCCAGUCAUUAAACAGGUGCUGCUGGAGCUUAAAGGAGUUGUCAAAAGUAUUUCACUGGAUUUUGAGGCACAGGAGUGACGUUACAAGAGAAGAUACAAGAUUUCUGAGCCUCCUCCAGACACGGUGCACACACACUGACAUUCAUUCUCUUCUAAAGAAAUAAUGUAAUAUAUCGACUGUCUGACAAAAAAAGCAUAUUUUUCUGCGUAUUUUACAUUAUUUACUGUAUUUUUUAAAUUCUGAAAAUACUAUCGCUUAGUUUUUAGUUUUUCUACAGCAUUUUUGUGAGGUUUUGAAAGCAGUUAUUUGUCAUGUCUUUAUUGUGAAAGAAUAAAAUGACUGAAACAGAAAA